This is a messenger RNA of Closterium sp. Naga37s-1, 5238 nucleotides long. Lineage: Eukaryota; Viridiplantae; Streptophyta; Zygnematophyceae; Desmidiales; Closteriaceae. The record is from the annotation of a GenBank genome assembly.
AUGUACCGGAACCUUCUUUCCCUUCUCGGCCCUGCUUUCCCCGCUUCCCUUCCCCACUCUCUCUCUUCUCCUCCCCUCUUUCUGUUUCUGCCCAUCUUCCCCUCCUCCCCUUCCCUCCCUCCCUCCCUCCCUCCCUCCCUCCCUCCCUCCCUCCCUCCCUCCCUCCCUCCCUCCCUCCCUCCCUCCCUCCCUCCCGCCUUCCAUCUCUCUUUUCCUCCCCCGCGCAGGUUCGAGGACACGCCCUCUCUCCCCCAGCUGCUCCUCAACGCGUCCUUCAUUCUCCUGCAGGGCCGUCUGGCCAUCGGCGCGCAGCAGCAGCACUUCUCCCAGCGCGCCCUGCUCACUCUCACGCCCAACCCCAGCGCGCGCGCGCCGCUGCUCGUCGCCGACCCCCUGCCCGCGGACGCCGCCAAUCCGCGCAACCUGGGGCACAAGGCGCUCGCCGUGCUAGGAGGCCAAUUGGAUCUGCACGGCAUGCCUGGGGGGCCCUCCACCCCCUCCUGGUGCCAGCUGGCGAAAACGGCGCCAGCUGGCGCCACGUCACUGCUGGUGGACGCUGACGUGUCGGCGUGGCCGGUGGGGGCGCUGAUAGCAGUAUCAUCGACAGACUACAGCACGGAUCAGGCAGAGGAUGUGAGCAUCACUGCAGUAACCACCUUCCCCAACGGCACCUCGCUGCUCACUCUCGCCCGCGCGCUCACCUACUCCCACUUCGGCGACCCCCUCGGCGUGCCCGACGGGUUCGGGGGCUUCAUAGACGAACGCGCUGAGGUGGCGCUACUGUCACGCACCGUUACAAUCACAUCCUUACCAGAAAGCAGCCCUUAUGACCGCGAGGGGGGCCACGUGUCGGUGUAUUUCACCCAGAGGCCGCAAGCGGUGGAAGGAGUGGAGUUCAGUGGGUUGGGGCAGGAGGGGCUGGAGGGGCGGUUUCCGCUGCAUUAUAUGUUCCAUGGGAAUCAGGGGCAGGCUGCGGGUGGGGAAUCGAGUCGCUCGCUCUCCCACCCACCCACCCACCCACCCACCGCCGCCAUCCCUCCUUCCCCCUUUACUACCCUACCCCAUCUCCCCCACCCGUCUUCCCAUCUACACUCUUUCCCCAGACUCCCCUUCUCCCCCACUCCCUCUGUACCACUCUCCACCCUUUCCGCCCCCUCAAAUUCCCCUCUCGCCCGCCCCCUCUCCCAUCCCCUACCCCCACCCUCUCCCUCCCCCAUGCAGCGCUGUAUGGUGCUGAUGGCAGCAAGCGGCAUGGCGGUGGAGGGGAACGUUCGCUGUGUGGUGCUGACAGCGGCGAGCGGCAUGACAGUAGAGAGCAACGUGGCGUACGACACACGAGGGCACUGCUACAUGCUCUCCUCGGGCUCCGAGACGCGCAACACCCUCGCCAACAACCUCGGCUUCCUCACCCGCCGCGCCGGCAGGGACGUGUCGGGCAUGAGGGACACGAGCAACCCCGCCACGUUCCUGCUCGCCAACCCCGACAACGACUUCAUCAACAACACUGCUGCUGGCUCCUACGCCGCCGGUGUAUGGUACUACCUGCGGUGGGGAGUGUCAGGCCUGGCAGGCACCAUACCCGGGUACUACAAUCUACUGCCAUUCUUCACGCCCUGGGGCGCCUUCUCCGGCUGCACCUUCCACUCUAACAACCUCUGGGGCCUCCAGGCCUACCCCAUGGGCGCCUAUCCGCGCCAAGGGGCCUUCCGGAAUUUCUCCCAGCAGAACCCCUACAGCGUGCAGUGGCUCAAGCCCAUUCAGCGAGUGCUCUUCUCCCGCCUCACCUUCUACAAGCACCAAGGCAGCGCCACGCUCAUGGACACGUUUGACGCGUUCACAAUGCAGGACUCUGUGUUCGCGGACAACCAGUGGUCGCUGUACCUCGCAGAGACGCAGCACGCCAUCGUGGACAGGUGCCGCUUCGUGGGGCUGUCCAACAACUACGGCACGCCGCAAGGGUGCACCAACGCUCAGCCGUGGGACUGCGCUCCCAUCACCGGCUGCAAGCUACCGCUGACGAGCGACCAGCAGGGCAGGUCGACAGGCGGCAACCGCUUUCCGUUCCCACUGUUUGGGAUCGUGUACGAUCAGCGCAACUUCACAGAGGGCGGGGACACUGCUGCUCUCGUCGCCAACACCUCCUUCUUCAACUACGAUGCCACGUGCCGCCCCGCUGCUGGGUUCGCACUGGGCCUCUCGCCCACCUACAAGGACUACUGGAACGCCGGCCAGGCUGUCAGGAACGUGAGCUUCAAAGCGGCCAACCGCAUGUGGAUACCUGGAGACACCUUCCCUUUCCUGGGCGGGUCCACCAUAGCAACGGGAGUAGUCUCCCCCUUCCUCAUGAUGCGGGACACAGACGGCUCGCUCACCGGCACAACCCCCGGCUCCGUCAAAGAGGGCGGCUACGCCAUUGCCAAUGUGUCUUACCUCUUACCGCCCGCCAAGCUCAAGGGAGCGCCUGUGUGUGCGCCAAUGAAGACGUGGAACGGGUAUUCGUGCCCCAAGGCAUGCUACCGCAGUGUGGCCAUCUCGUACUUUGAGCCGGGGUUCUCACCCAUCAACGACUCGCCUGACGCCAGGAAGAGGGGCUCUUUCAGCUACCUGGAGAUAGUGAGAGUGGAGGACAAGGCGUCCUUUGUCCUGGACGGCAAUCUCAACGUGCGCUACAUGAACGUGCACGACACCACGCUCCGAUACUUCUACCCCAACCUCCUCGCAGGCAUGACGUACGAGAUCACAAUCCGCUCCCCCACGGGCUCCACCUGGGUGCCGUCCUACAUCACCGCAGCGUUCCAGGACGGCGGCAGCUGUGGGCAGGGGCUCACCCUGCGCGUGCUGCCGCUGGGCCACGGGGGGACAGGGGUGGCGCGGCAGCUGCUGGUGGGCAAGGAGUCCAGCUCCGUGGGUGCCCUGCCCAUACCAGGCAACCCUAUACCGGGCAAUAGAGCGCUCUAUAGCUUUGCCUGUGCAACCACUGCACCAGUGCCUGCGCUCACCCUCACCAUGGGUGGAAACUUUUCCGAUAUCGCCUACCUGAUCCCCAUCGGUGACACGGCCGCUGCUUCCUCCUGCACGUCUACGUUCAUGUCAACCCAGCAGCGCAGCAUCCUGUGUGCAGGCAGCGAGUGGCUGUACGACGACUCGGGGCUGGACUUCUUCCCGCCCUACUCUGGCGCACGCACCUUCUUCUCGCCCACGCCGCUGCUCACCCCGCCUGUCACCGGCCCCAAGAAGGCCCCCUCAGUGCCCCGCUCCAUUGACCCCCCGGGCACGUGGCGCAGCGGCAAGGGCCCUCUGGGCUGGUAUGCCAACUGGGACAAUCCAGCCAUAGGAACAGUGCUCGCCCCUGUGUCCCCCUCCCGCGUGGUCUACUAUUUCCGCACCAACUUCACGGCCACCAACACCAAGUGCUACACCGCUCUCCGCAUCGACCUGCUUGUCAGCGACGGCGCCGUUGUAUAUAUCAACGGUGUUGAGGCUUUCCGCACCAACCUGCCUAAUGGGGCGCUCACCAACACCUCCCUCGCGCUAUCAAACCGAGAGCCUCUGACCAAGGUACCGAUCCCCUACACGACCUUCACAGUGCCGCUCGUCACAGCCCCAGGGGCAGCAGCGGCAGCGGGGGCAGUGAGCCUGGUGGAGGGGGUCAACUUCGUGGCGGUGCAGGUGCACGCGUUCCAAAACUACGCUUGGGAGGUGGCCUUUGACAUGCGCAUCUCCGCUCAGCUGCCUGACCCUAAGUGCAAAGGCAAGGCAAUGCGGCCAGAAACAUGCGAUGGGCUUGACAACGACGGCGAUGGCAAGGUGGACAUAGGGCCGACCAAGAAGGCCAUCACGGUGCCAUGCGCCAGCGCCUGUGGUGUCGGCACCAUGACCUGUGUUGACGGCGCGCUCUCCCCUUGCUCUGCUAAACAACCCGCCGUCGAGAGCUGCAACGGUCUCGACGAUGACUGUGACGGGCUGGUGGACAACCGCGUGGGGUCCUCUCCAUGCCCCGAGGGAGCGGCGUGCUUCAACGGGUCGUGCCGGGCCGUGGUGUCACACGUGGGGUCGUCUGUGCUGGUGAAGGGCAGCGAGGCCGACUGGCUGUUUGCCGAUGGGGGCACCAACGUGGCUUCUCUGUACCCGUCGUGGAAGAUCAACUCGGGCAUCCCAGCAGGAGUGAUGAAGGCAGGCAAGGCCCCCUUUGGCGUCAACGCCUACAGCGCGGAGGCUGCAGCGCGGUUUGCAACGCCACUGGCCAACAGCGCGGGCAGCUUCUGGACCUUUUACUUCCUCAAGGCAUUCAACCUCACGGCCGAGCAGGCCGCCAGCACCUACAGCUACGACGUGAGUGUGCGGAGGGAUGACGGGGCGGUGGUGUAUCUGAACGGCAACGAGAUGUUCCGCACCAACAUGCCCGGUUCAGGGCCCAUCACCCACACCACAGCGGCGUCGGGAGUCACACAGACAGACACGAGCAACGGCAACAACAAGGACUCGUACUACUCGUGUGGGGAGGCGUGCUAUGGGCGGAACAUGUCCGCUUGGAGCAAGCCGGGCAUCAACUGGGUAGCAGCAGAGCUACAUCAAGCCUACCUCUGGUCCGGAGACGCCGCCUUCGACCUCUCGCUCUCCCGCCUAGGGGUCAACGACUGCCCUGCCCCCCCCUCCAACUCCUCCUCCGCCGCGCCUGCUCUCGCCUCCCCGUGCAUCCGCUCAACGUACCGCUCGCUGCUCCCCGAGGGGACAGUGUGGCGCUUCAACGACGCGUCUAUGACUGCGCCCCCUGCGGGAUGGCACCUGCCCUCCUUCAACGAUGCCGCAUGGCCCUCGGGCCCUGGAGUGCUGGGGUCGGGUGGGUGGUGGAACAUCAGCAAGUCCCUCACCAAGGCAGCUUCGGGAUCGAACCGCCGAGCCUACUACAUGCGUACGGCGUUCACCGUGCCUGACGGGCCGUGCUUCUUCAACCUCACCCUCUGGAUCCUUGCCAACGACGGCGCCGUGGUAUACGUCAAUGGAGUGGAGGCUGCACGCAUGAACGUACCCAAGGGUGCUGACUCCACCACCCCCGCGAGCUCCUGGGGCAACUGGGUUUAUAACCCGUAUAAUGUUCACGGGCAGUGGCUGAAGCCUGCAGGAACGCCAAAUGUGGUGGCAGUGGAGGUGCAUCUAUGGCAGCCUGGUCAGGACUUGUUCUUUGGGCUGCAGAUGGGUGGUAAUAGAGAGGCCGUUACGUGCAAACCUGCUCCUUGA